Messenger RNA from Nothobranchius furzeri (turquoise killifish), 3901 nucleotides. Lineage: Eukaryota; Metazoa; Chordata; Actinopteri; Cyprinodontiformes; Nothobranchiidae. The record is from RefSeq and is a predicted model, not a curated record.
GUUAAAUAAGAAGCUUCAGAAGAACAGAGUGCUCGUGUCAACCACCAGCACCUAGAUUUUCUCCACAUAAAGGAGGAACAGGAGAAACUCUGGUCUAGUAUGGAGGAAGAGCAUCUCCAUUUGAAUAAGGAGACUGAUGCUGCCAGGUUUCAAUCCUUUAGCCAAAAAACACAUUUAAAAAAACACACGAGAGUCCAGACAAAGCAGAAACAUUUUGUCUGUGAGCACUGUGGACAAAGGUUUCACCAAAAGACUAAUUUAACCACACACAUGAGCGUCCACACAGGAGAGAAGCCUUUUGCUUGUGAAAUCUGUGGAACGAGAUUUAGCCGAAAGACACAUUUAAACACACACAUGAGCGUCCACACAGGAGAUAAGCCCUUUCCUUGUGAGCUCUGUGGAACGAGAUUUAGCCGAAAGACACAUUUAAACACACACAUGAGCGUCCACACAGGAGAUAAGCCCUUUCCUUGUGAGCUCUGUGGAACGAGAUUUAGCCGAAAGACACAUUUAAACAGUCACAUGACAGUCCACACAGGAGAUAAGCCCUUUCCUUGUGAGCUCUGUGGAACGAGAUUUAGUCGAAAGACACAUUUAAACACACACAUGAGCGUCCACACAGGAGAUAAGCCCUUUCCUUGUGAGCUCUGUGGAACGAGCUUUAGCCAAAAGUCAACUUUAAACAGUCACAUGAGAGUCCACACAGGAGAUAAGCCCUUUCCUUGUGCGCUCUGUGGAACGAGAUUUAGCCGUCAGACAACUUUAAACAGUCACAUGAAAGUCCACACAGGAGAGAAGCCUUUCGCCUGUGAGCUCUGUGGUAAUAGAUUUAGUGAAAAGGGAAAUUUAAACACACACAUGAGAGUCCACACUGGAGAGAAGCCUUUUGCCUGUGAGCUCUGUGGUAAUAGAUUUAGUGAAAAGGGAAGUUUAAACACACACAUGAGAGUCCACACUGGAGAGAAGCCCUUUCCUUGUGAGCUUUGUGGAAAGAAAUUUAGCUUAAAGAUAAAUUUAAACAUUCACAUGAAAGUCCACACUGGAGAGAAGCCUUUCGCCUGUGAGCUCUGUAGAACGAGAUUUAGCCGAAAGUCACAUUUAAACAGUCACAUGAGAGUCCACACAGGAGAGAAGCCUUUUGCUUGUGAGCUCUGUGGAACGAGAUUUAGCCUAAAGACACAUUUAAACAGUCACAUGAGAGUCCACACAGGAGAGAAGCCUUUUGCUUGUGAGCUCUGUGGAACGAGAUUUAGCGGAAAGACACAGUUAAACAUUCACAUGAGAGUCCACACUGGAGAGAAGCCCUUUCCUUGUGAGCUUUGUGGAAAGAAAUUUAGCUUAAAGUCAACUUUAAACAAACACAUGAGAGUCCACACUGGACAGAAGCCUUUUGCUUGUGAGCUUUGUGGAAAGAAAUUUAGCUUAAAGUCAACUUUAAACAGACACAUGAGAGUCCACACAGGACAGAAAUCUUUUGUCUGUGAGGUCUGUGGUAAUAGAUUUAGUGAAAAGGGAAGUUUAAACAAACACAUUAAAGUCCACACAUGAGAGAAGCCCUUUCCUUGUGAGCUUUGUGGAAAGAAAUUUAGCUUAAAGUCAACUUUAAACAGUCACAUGAGAGUCCACACAGGACAGAAAUCUUUUGCUUGUGAGCUCUGUGGACAACGAUUUAGCCAAAAGACAAAUUUAAACAACCACAUGAGAGGCCACACAGGAGAGAAACCAUUUGCUUGUGAGCUCUGUGUAAAAAGAUUUAGCCAAAAGACAAAUUUAAACAGACACAUGAGAGUCCACACUGGCUUUUCGCCUGUGAGUUCGGUUGAAAAGUUUUACCCAAAAGAUCAGUUUAAACGGUCACAAAAGAGUCCAUAAAGGACAGAAUACUUUUGCUUGUGAGCUCUGUGGACGAAGAUUUAGCUGAAAGAAAGCUUUAAACAAUCAUCUAAGCAUCCACUAGGGCUGAGCGAUCUAUUGUAGGGGUCUCCAACAUAUUUUGGCCCGUGAGCUACUUUUACACAAUGAAGUACAGCAGAGUUACUGCCAUACUACCAUCCCUUCAAGUCUUUAAGUCUCAUUUAUAGACUCAUUUUUAUUUGAUUGCGUUUUAGCGCUAGGGUUCUUUGAAUUGCCCUGACAUUAUGGUUUUAAUUCUUCUUCUUUUUAACCCAGAUGCUUGAUUUUAUUUUGUCCACCAUUUGUUUUUGAUCGAUUAGUCUUAUUCCGUUAUCUCGCUUUAUUUGUAAUAUUGUUUGCUUGAUAUUUUAUGAUUUUAUGUUUUUAUCUUGCUUUUAUGCCCAUGCACUGGGAAUGUUUUUCUUAUGAUGAUGCUGUUCAGCACCUUGGGCUUCCGAUAACGUUGUGGAAGGUGCUCUACAAAUAAAAUUUGAUUUGAUUUGAUAUGAUUUAUUUACAUUGAUACUUUCCACUUGUGAAUGUGCUUAUGUUAAACAUGCUAUACUUACUAUAUUAACAUGCAUUGUACUCACAAGUUGAUUUCUCUGUAUUUCAGUACAUCAGUAUAUAUUAAAAGUAUAAGUAAACUAGUGACAUUCUGAAAACCAAAUUAAACAAAACAUAUUAAGUUUUUUAAACUAAUCAGAUACUUUCAGAUACUGAAUAACAAAUCUACUUCAUGUGAAUGAUUUGGUAAUUUUUUUAGAAGGUUAGUAGCAUAACUUUUUAAGCGCACAGGAACAGCUAACCUGUAAAGCUGAUGAUAUUUUAUAUGAAAUACAAGCUAAAUGUGAUGAAAACACAAAAGUCUUAAAUAGUUUGAAUUGAAGUAAAAAAUGUAAAAUCAGAAAUAAGACUUGUUCCUGCUCUCCUGAUGUACUGAAUAAUUUUUAUGGUUUUUAUUUAUUUAUUUAUUUUUUUUUGGUCAUGAAAGUUAAGUUUUGCUGCGUUUAUUGCUGACAAUAUGAAGGUUGGAGGUUUAUCCUUUUUUCUGCAUCCUUUAGGUUUUUUUUCUCUGCACGUCUCUAAAUGAAGUAAAAUUUUCUAGUGCAGAGUGGAGACAACCCAUAGAACCACUGAUUUGAUCUCAUUUCAGAGAAAAAUAGAACAGGUUAGAUGCACCUAAUAAAUAAAAUUAUAACAAACUCAGGAAUCUGUUUCUUUGCUUCACUGUUCUGGUGCUGAAAACAUCCCUAAUGCGGAUCAAAGGAGAUACACAGAUGAAUGCACCUCUUAUUUAUUAUUUGGAGACUACAUUUACUGCAGCUGGCAGAGGCAGAGAUUUUUUCUAUUGAUACACGGAAUUUACAGAAUCAUUUUAAAUUUUAAUAGGGGAAGACUGCAGGAGGGAGCGGUAAAAUACAGGGGGUCCCCAGCAAAAACAAACUUUACAAGUCUGAUGAAACCCGCUGGUUUUCCAUCAGGCAGUCACGGGGCAGCUCCAAAGACCCAGUGGCUGUGCUGGGUCAAUGUUAUCGAGCUUAGUCCGGCUCGGCCGUGAACGAGCUGAGGCGACGUGCUCUGCUUGAAGAGGUGUUAUUUUCCUGCUUCAGAAGAAGCAUUCAACGUGUUUUUACGCUUUCUCCAAGACAUGUCACGUCGCUAAGUUGUUAGCGCCGCGCGCUAACACGUCAAUCGUGCAGCGUAGCCUGCUGGAGGUUUUAAGGGUUCAGAUGAAAACACCCGACCUCUCAGGCUGCUCACACAUCGAUCUUAAGUUGUCGCUGUUGCGCUCACGCCGUAAUACAGUAUUCGAUGCGGUUAAAGUCAAACAUGAAAAAAUGAAAUAAAUUUUACAUGAAUAAGUGAUGCUUAUCCUGGUGGGGAGAGGAAACCCUGUCAAGAUCGUCAACGCUCGUUUAUCUUAAUGCUAUUGAAACAUGUAAACCAAAAAGCAUUAUAUCCACUGCUACCUUUAUGCUGUAACUUCACCCUGCCCUGCCUGCUC